GAAACUGCAACCAUGUUGGUCCCGGCUGACAUGCUGGCCGCUCAAUCGAAAAUGCUCUAUCAAAUCAACAAAUAUUACGGCGAACGAGUGCAAACGCGUAUGGGUACCAUUGCGAAAACGAUACGCGAAGUGUGCAAAGUGGUUCAAGAUGUGCUCAAGGAAGUGGAAGUGCAAGAGCCAAGAUUCAUUUCUUCAUUAACAGAGUGCAACGGACGUUAUGAAGGCUUGGAAGUUAUUUCUCCUGUUGAAUUUGAAGUUGUCUUAUACUUGAAUCAAAUGGGUGUGUUCAAUUUUGUUGACGAUGGUACUUUGCCUGGAUGUGCAGUGUUGAAACUGAGCGACGGCCGUAAACGUUCCAUGUCUCUUUGGGUGGAAUUCAUUACAGCUUCUGGAUAUUUAUCAGCCAGAAAAAUCAGAUCAAGAUUUCAAACCUUAGUUGCUCAAGCCUGUGAUAAAUGUUCCUACAGAGAUUCAGUGAAAAUGAUUGCGGACACUACAGAAGUCAAAUUGCGGAUAAGAGAACGCUACAUUGUUCAAAUUACUCCAGCUUUUAAAUGCUCUGGGGUGUGGCCUAGGUCAGCUGCUCACUGGCCUUUACCGCACAUCCCUUGGCCCCAUCCUAGCUUAGUAGCUGAAGUUAAAACUGAAGGUUUUGAUCUUUUAAGUAAGGAAUGCGUAUCUGCUCAAGGAAAACAAAGCGCUAUGGAAGGUGAUGCUUGGGUUUUGUCAUUUCUUGAAGCCGAAAAUAGACUUUUACAAGGUGGCUGUAGAAGACGAUGCCUUAGCAUACUGAAAACUUUAAGAGAUCGUCAUUUGGAGCUACCAGGCAAUCCUGUUUCGAGUUAUCAUUUAAAGACUCUUUUGCUUUAUGAGUGCGAAAAACAUCCGAGGGAAAGCGAAUGGGACGAGUCUUGUAUAGGAGACAGAAUCAAUGGGAUUUAUUUGCAACUGAUAUCGUGUCUUCAGUGCAGAAGGUGUCCGCAUUAUUUCAUUCCAAAUAUGGAUUUGUUCAAAGGCAAAUCGCCUAGUGCUUUGGAAAAUGCUGCCAAACAAGUUUGGAGGUUGACUAGGGAGUUGCUUACUAAUAGUAGAUGUUUGGAAAAAUUGUAAAUGUUUUUGAAAAUAUUGCUUGCUUUUGUUUUGAAAUUAGGCCAAAUUUUUGUGUAACAAAUGAGUGAACGUUUUGUGCCAUAUAUACAUAUUACUUUGAAAAAGAUUAUUCCUUAUAUUAUUGUAGAGACUGAAAAGAAGCAUUUAAUUUAUUGUAUAGGUAUAUAUAGUUUUUGUUAAAACUCUUAUGUGUAGGUAUGGAUGUGAUGAUUAUAAAAUUUAUAUUUUGUCUGAAAGCUUUAUAUGUACUAACUAUAUAGACUGAAUAUGGUUAAUGGUUAAGGUAUAACAUUUUGGUUUGUUGAAUUUAUAUUUUAAAUUUGUUGUUUUUUUGAUUAUAAAAUAAAAAGAAGACAUUGAA
This is a messenger RNA of Ceutorhynchus assimilis (cabbage seed weevil), 1471 nucleotides long. The record is from the annotation of a GenBank genome assembly. NCBI's taxonomy places the organism in Eukaryota, Metazoa, Arthropoda, Insecta, Coleoptera, Curculionidae.